This is a messenger RNA of Lates calcarifer (barramundi perch), 1514 nucleotides long. RefSeq lists its product as uncharacterized. The transcript has 7 exons. NCBI's taxonomy places the organism in Eukaryota, Metazoa, Chordata, Actinopteri, Centropomidae. The record is from RefSeq and is a predicted model, not a curated record. Bases 236 to 1225 code for a protein of 329 amino acids.
UGAACCGGCGGGAAAGUUUAUGAAUACGAGAUCAUGUGAUUCCCUACUACUAUAACUGCACGUGGAGGAGCUGAUCUCUCUGUUCGUGGGCUGUUUCAGACCAGGCUGAUGGUGUAAAGGAGAAGUGAAUGCAACACUGAAGGAUUACAUGGAGAAGCCCGGCUCCUAACAGUGCUGUCGUUGGCGUGUGACGACAUCACGUUCUGUUGUCGCUGCCGUCCGGAGAGAGAAGAUCAUGGAGGAAACUCUGUGUGUUUUCCUGCUUAUUUCUCAGCUCUCUGUCGCUGUCAGUGGAACACUUGUAGUGAAUGUGGCACAGACCUUCUAUCAGGCAGAGGAGAACCACCACAUCACACUGGAAUGGACCUUCACACCCAAAACUCUCAGCUCCUCCAACAUUUAUAUCCUCUGUCAACAGAUAACUGAUCAGAGAGCCUCAAGACUGUUUCAUCUCCAUGAGGGUGUUGAGGUCUCAGAGUCUCAGGAUGAACAGUUUUCAGGACGAGUCCAGUUUGACAAAGACGUCCUCAGAGAAGGACGACUCAGACUUGAUGUGUCCAGACUCAGGACUGAGGACUCAGGUCUGUACCUGUGUGAGGUCAACACAGAGUCCGGUUCAAGCUCUGACAAGUGUCGACUCAGCGUCACUGUGAUUCAUCAGCUCACCUGUCAGACUGAACCGAACCAGGCAGAAGAAGGUGGUGAUGUUUCACUGCAGUGUCGUCUGGAUCCAUCAGUGGACUUGAGGAGAGAAACACUGGAGUUUACCAGAGCUGACCUCAACAGAGAAGAUGAUGUGGUCCACUUGUAUCGACACGAAAAGGACCAAACUGAUCCACAGAUGGAUCAGUACAGAGACAGGACGACUCUGAUCCAUGAAGAUCUGAUCAGAGGAAUCAUCAGUCUGAACAUCUCCUCAUUGACUCUGACAGACAGUGGACUGUACAGAUGUUACGUCCCAGGACUAGCAGACAGUUGUACCAUAACUCUUACUGUUGUGAAAAAAGACAAAGACAACAGGACAAACACAACGAUCAUCGAGUCAGAGAAACCUGGACCUAAAGAGGAGAAGGAUGUUGAUGUCAUUGUUGUUGCUGUUCUUGCUGUUCUUCUUUUCAUUCUUGGUCUGAUUAUCGGAGUCCUGGUGAAACAUAGAAAUCUCUCCAUUUGUCAGAGGAGGGAGGGAGGAGGAGACCAGGGACGAGAGCUGGCAGACGUGGACUGAUGGUCGAUGGACGGACGGCUGCUGGAGAGAGAAGACGUUUAGAACCUGAGUGUUUAACAGCUGCUCUGGUUUCAGCAAUUCAGGCAGUUUCCAAUCUGCCUUGAACUUGUAUGUAUUUUUGCCAUGCAAACUGUAAUAUAAUCAUCAUAUGAUACUAAAUGAGUAAAUGACUUUGACCAGCUUCAGUGUUGCUGUAGAAGUUGUUGGUUAAACGUUUCCUGCUGGACAGGAACCUUUGUUCACUUGUUGUUCACUGACUGAGUUUGUAAAUAAAGUUGGUUUGAAAACA